Messenger RNA from Ectocarpus sp. CCAP 1310/34, 1911 nucleotides. NCBI's taxonomy places the organism in Eukaryota, Phaeophyceae, Ectocarpales, Ectocarpaceae. The record is from the annotation of a GenBank genome assembly.
AUGUUGCGUACUCCUCCCGCUAGCUCAGCUAGCUACCUGCGAGGGCGUGUUCACCUGGACCUGUGUGGACCGCUGGUGCCUUCCCUGGGCGGCAACCUCUACCUGUUCGUCGCCGUGGACAGCGCCUCGCGGUGGAACAAGGUCUACGGUCUCCGGCGGAACGCGCUGGCGGCAACGAAAAGGCUGCUGGCGGGCGUGGGGCGGUACGACCUCGGGCGCGUCGAGUGUUUCCGCGUCGAUAACGGCACCGAGUGGACCCGCGGCGACUUCCGGCGCUUCUGCGACGACAACGGCAUCGGCGUCGAGUUCACACCUCCUGGCGUUCCGCACGCUGCCCGUGUGCUCAACGUCGACUUCGCCUCCAUCCCCGGCCUCGACGAGCGCGGUGACCGUCUUUGGAUGGAAUCGGCGAAGCGGGCCGCCGAUGCUCUCAACCAGUCGGCGACCAAGGCCAACCCCGCACGGCGCUCGCCGCACGAGAUGUUCACCGGCGAGCAGGGGCCGUUCCGCGUGCUGCCGUUCUUCCAGCCCGGCUUCAUGCGUGAGGAUCGCCGCACCAAGCUCGACGACCAGGCCACCCUCUGCUACUACCUGAAAGACGGCGACAACCACCCGAGCGGGACCGUCAAGGUCCUCAAGGCGUCCACUGGCCGCGUCGUCUACACCAACCACGUGUCGUGGGUGACGUCGGCGCCAGCCGGUGAGGGGGUUUCCGCUGGUAUCACCGCUGCGCCGACACCCCCCCCAUUCACGCCGCCGGUCGUCUCGAUCAACUUUGGCCCAGCACCGACGCCUUCUACCGCAGCACUGCCGCCGCCAGCGCCCACGCCGUCGCCCGCUCCCGCUCCCGCCGCCGCUUCGCCCCCUGCCGCAACGCCGCCACCAGCGACCACGCCGCCGCCCGCUCCCACGCCUUCACAACCGCCCUCUGCCACUUCGCCGUCACCAUCGGCGACCCCCGCUCCUGGCAAUCCGUCCUCUGCCUCUCCACCGUCACCGUCGGCGACCCCCAAUCCAGACCAGCCGCCGCCGCCGCCGGACCCCGCGAUGCCCCCGCUUACGGCUCACGCCAUGCGGCAGCUUCGCCCGGGUACAAAGGCCGAGGGUAUGACAGACCCGCGGCUGCCAAGCCGUACGAGAUCGGGCACGAGGCACAGCACAGGACUCAUCUCGAUGCUAGACAGGAACACUCUGGUGUCGAUGCUGGAGGCUCGGAGCGCGGUGGACGAGGAGCGCAGGGAGCUGGGGGGGGCGGAGGCCGGAGAGCUGGGGGGGGCGGAGGCCGAAGAGCCGGGGGGAGCGGUGACCGGAGGGCAGGCGGGAGCACUCGCAGCUAUGGACCUGGGGGCUGGAGGAGCGGGCUUUCCACUCGCAUUUGCCACGCUCNUGACUCAUCUCGAUGCUAGACAAGAAUACUGUGGUGUCGAUGCUGAAGGCUCGGGGCGCGGUGGACGAGGAGCGCAGGGAGCUGGGGGGGGCGGAGGCCGGAGAGCUGGGGGGGGCGGNAGCUGGGGGGGGCGGAGGCCGGAGAGCCGGGGGGAACGGGGGCCGGAGAGCAGGCGGGAGCACUCGCAGCAGUGGACCCGGGGGCUGCAGGAGCGGGCUUUCCACUCGCAUUUGCCACGCUCCUCGCCAACCGGGAAGACAUCGACGCCACGCUGCGAGACCAGCGCCCGCCGGAGCAACGCCCUGACCUUCCUCACUGCCAGGCUAGCGACCCUCGUGUCCCCAAGAGAUGAGUUUGGAUGGCCCACUAAGGUUAAGUCGAGACUUGUAGCGAGAGGUGAUAUGCAGAGAGAGUACAUUGACUUUGGAGAGUUGUACGUGCCUACCAUUUCUGUUUCGUGUGUUAGGAUGUUGGCUGCUUUGGCGUGUGAGUUGAACCUCGACUUUGUGUCAUUUCGAUACUGA